AUUCCACAUGGGAUUUUUUUAUUAGAGCCAAACGUGAUGCCGGUGUCUCGGAACCACAAGCUAGUAGUACUGGGAGGGGAGAGGGUGGGAAAGACGGCCAUAAUCGAGCAGUUCAUUUUCGGCAACCACGUAAUCGGGCAGAGCGGGCUCCCGACCCUAGGAGACGUGUACGAGGCUACGGUGGAAACCGAAAAGGGCCCUUACGAAAAGCUGCACAUAUUCGACACGCCUGGAUCGUUGUUUACGGAUAAGGAAAAAGAAUACGAACAGGAACACUAUCUCAACAUUGCAGAUGGCUAUCUGCUGGUGUAUGAGAUUACGUCGAAGGCGUCUUACGACCUAGUCCUCGCCCUGAGACAGAAGAUUGCCUCCAGGAACCGGGACGCAACCAUAGUAAUCAUUGGGAACAAAUGUGACUUGAAUGCAAUCCGCGAGGUUGACAGUUCAAAGGCCUCUCAGCAGUGUAAAACGCACGGCGUGAAGUUCUACUGAGGUGACUGUUCUAGAUCGGGACGGACUGAAGGAGCUGAUGUGUUAUAUGGCUUGGAGAAUGGCUAACCCAGGACGACCGUUUCCACAGCUACAUUCUCUCUCAUCCUCCUCCAGACACCCAGUUACCACGGCAAGAACCACAUCCCAAGCUCAACCCACCGCCAAGACCCACUCUAAUAAACGCCCACCCACGACAUCAUCGAAAAUGACAUCAUCACUGCUGAUGACAUCAUCUAAUUGUGAAGACAACGAAGAGGGGUGCAAAGGUGCAGCAGCUGGAGGUGAAGGAGAUGGGUGGGAAGAAGAGGAAGAUGGAAUGGAGGAAGAAGAAGAUGUGGCUGGUUGGAAACCACUUCCCGACGAUGCUCAGUUCCCAAGGGGUAGUGGAGGGAAACUGUUCUUUGCAGACUGUCUCAGCAGUCGGAACAAGUACAGAGAUGACGUCAUCUGAAAUGUGUCUCUCUCUACAUUACAUCGUUAUUUCAGGACACAUUUGCAUUGCAGGACAGCUUUUCGAUAGCAUGUUCUCCAUCAGCACUGGUUACAAGUGUAGGCCACUCCCAUUCCCCGUCAUAGACCGACAGUUCAUUCUCCCACAAUCAUUGGUGAACCAUGAG
Geodia barretti is the source of this 1109-nucleotide messenger RNA. Lineage: Eukaryota; Metazoa; Porifera; Demospongiae; Tetractinellida; Geodiidae. The record is from the annotation of a GenBank genome assembly.